Molecule: messenger RNA, 1038 nt
Organism: Suillus subalutaceus
Lineage: Eukaryota; Fungi; Basidiomycota; Agaricomycetes; Boletales; Suillaceae
Product: chaperonin 10-like protein
Exons: 5
Coding region: 1-1038 (345 amino acids)
Molecular function (GO): oxidoreductase activity, acting on NAD(P)H
Source: RefSeq, a predicted model, not a curated record
AUGCCUGACGAGCAACUUGCGCUCAUCAUUCCAACCAAGCAAACGACAUUUGCUGUCGCUAGCCGUAAAAUACCUACGCCAGGUCCUGGCGAAGUUCUCGUCAAACUUCAGGCUACUGCGCUCAACCCUCUCGAUGCGAAGGUCCACAGAGAUGGAACAUUCGUCGACAGCUAUCCCGCAGUGCUGGGCACCGAUGGUGCCGGUAUCGUUGAAGAGAUCGGAGAAGGCGUUACAAAAUUCGAUCUAGGGGAAAGAAUAUUCUUCCAUGGUGCCUUCGACGAUAACGAUCUGGCAACCUUCCAGCAGUAUUGCGUAGUCACGACUGACUUCGCAGCUAAGGUCCCGAGAAGCUUAUCGCUUGACCAAGCGAGUACUAUUGCAUGCGGAAUGGGCACAGCCGCGAUCGGGAUGUACGGUACCACCAAUGGUAUCGGACUUAUUCCUCCUUGGGACCGCGGUGGGUGGUCCAAGUACAAAGGUUGGCCCAUCUUGAUCUUAGGCGGUGCUGGCUCUGUGGGCAACUAUGUUAUCCAACUUGCGAAGCUGUCGGGCUUCUCACCUAUCAUUACCACCGCCUCGCUAAAGCACACGGAACAUUUGAAGAGUCUCGGAGCAAACCACGUCAUAGACAGAUAUCUUCCAGUGCAAGCACUAAAUAAGGCCGUGAUGAGAAUCACGGGCUCUCGCAUACAUAUCAUGUACGACUCCAUAUCCACGGCAGAGACGCAGGAGGCUGCUUGGUCGUUGCUUGCGCCCGGGGGGAAGCUUGUUGUCACACAGCCAUCCUUGAUCAGCAAGGACAGCUAUGACAGCAGGCAAGUGAUUCCUGUAGACGGGAGUCCGCAAUCAGAUGAGAACUGGGAAACGGGGAAGAGGCUGUGGGCUCAUCUUGAGAGAUGGGUCGAAGACGGUCACAUACAACCAAACCACGUCGAUCUAUUACCUGGCGGGCUGCGUGCAAUACCAGAAGGGCUUGAGAGAUUCAACGCCGGGAAGGUAGAUGGGGUGAAAAUGGUAGUACGGCCGCAAGAAACUUGA